Symphalangus syndactylus (siamang) is the source of this 773-nucleotide messenger RNA. RefSeq names its product nudix hydrolase 1 (gene NUDT1). The record is from RefSeq and is a predicted model, not a curated record. Gene Ontology annotation, cellular component: cytoplasm. Gene Ontology annotation, biological process: DNA protection. Gene Ontology annotation, molecular function: 8-oxo-7,8-dihydroguanosine triphosphate pyrophosphatase activity. NCBI's taxonomy places the organism in Eukaryota, Metazoa, Chordata, Mammalia, Primates, Hylobatidae.
GAGGGCUUUCUGUAUCCCCGGGUUUCUUGCCUUGAUAUACCGGAGCAAUCAGAUCACACGGCGGCUUGGAGAGUGAGUGCAAGGUUUUAUGAGUGGAAUUAGCCCUCAGCAGAUGGGGGAGCUAGAAGGGAGUUGGAGUAGGAAGAACCCAGGGACCAUGGGCGCCUCCAGGCUCUAUACCCUGGUGCUGGUCCUGCAGCCUCAGCGAGUUCUCCUGGGCAUGAAAAAGCGAGGCUUCGGGGCCGGCCGGUGGAAUGGCUUCGGAGGCAAAGUGCAAGAAGGAGAGACUAUCGAGGAUGGGGCCAGGAGGGAGCUGCGGGAGGAGAGCGGUCUGACGGUGGGCGCCCUGCACAAGGUGGGCCAGAUCGUGUUUGAGUUCGUGGGGGAGCCUGAGCUCAUGGACGUGCAUGUCUUCUGCACAGACAGCGUCCAGGGGACCCCCGUGGAGAGCGACGAAAUGCACCCAUGCUGGUUCCAGCUGGACCAGAUCCCCUUCAAGGACAUGUGGCCCGACGACAGCUACUGGUUUCCACUCCUGCUUCAGAAGAAGAAAUUCCACGGGUACUUCAAGUUCCAGGGUCAGGACACCAUCCUGGACUACACGCUCCGCGAGGUGGACACAGUCUAGCAGGAGCCCAGGGCAGCCCCUGGGCAGGAGACAUGGCUGCUGAACAGCCGCAAACCGUCUUCACCUGGGGGCACUGAGUGGUGCAGAGCUGGGUUUCGUCUGGAAUUAACUGGAUGGAAAGGAAAAUAAAGGUCCCUAGCGGUGG